AUGUGGGUAAAUUUGGAGAAGGAUAGAUUGAUGGGUUUUCGUGUAUUCACUCGUGGGAUUUGGUACGCGUUGACGAUUUUCUCCUGCUUUGGCUUGUUGGUAUACGGGAAAGAAGUUUUGUUUUCUCCCCUUAGAUUCGGCGUCACGACCUUCUUUGCCGUGAUGCUACUCAGGUGUUUGUUCUUCGUCAAAAACCCAAGCCCUACGACUCCGGUUUUGAAAUAUAUCAGAGUUGUGACCUCUUUGAUCACAUUAUCAUUCAUGUUCUAUAUUCCUUUCUAUUACCCUACCACAGAUGUUCUCGUUACGAUUUUUUCGUUGCUUGCUGGAGGAAUCUCAAUCUAUCAACUCUCUUGCACAAUGGACAUUGGGCAUGGUCUUCUCCUUCUCUUUCUUGCCUUUGCUAAUGGUUUUAUAGGCAUGGACAAUGCUUCUCAAAACCUUGACGCAUUCUUGGGUGUUUAUUUCAUUUGUUUCUUUCAGUCCAUUGUCUACGUUUACAAUUUUCAGUUUCUAGCUAAUGUAGUCUAG
Messenger RNA from Microthlaspi erraticum, 531 nucleotides. The record is from the annotation of a GenBank genome assembly. Lineage: Eukaryota; Viridiplantae; Streptophyta; Magnoliopsida; Brassicales; Brassicaceae.